This is a messenger RNA of Dentiscutata erythropus, 610 nucleotides long. Lineage: Eukaryota; Fungi; Glomeromycota; Glomeromycetes; Diversisporales; Gigasporaceae. The record is from the annotation of a GenBank genome assembly.
AUGCGUUUCUGUAAACACCUUUUUACUUUCUUUAAUAUUUUUCGUCUUUUGGCUUGUCCAUUUUUAUGUCCAUCAGUUAGUAAUCAGGAAAAGUCUCAUAACGAAACAGCAAAUCCUUCAAAACCACCUGAUUGUGAUGAUUUAGCCGGUGAUAAUUCUAAUAAAGAAGAAUUUCAAAAUGAAGCAACGAAUCCUUCAAAAUUGCCUGACUGUGAUGUUUUAGUCAGUGAUCAUGCCAAUAAAGAAGAAUUUCAUAAUAAAGCAAUAAAUCCCUCAAAAUCGCCCGAUUGCGAAACGGCAUAUGAUUCAGUUAGUGGUCUGGCUAAUAAAGAAUUUCAUAAUGACCAUUUAAAACCUCCCGGUUAUGAAACGAUAUAUAAUUUAGAUAUUGAAUAUUCUGAAUUAGCCGAUCUUAAGCCGUUCGAAUCAGGAGGUUUUGGAACUGUUUAUAAAGGACAAUGGAACGGAUUAUGCAUAGCAGCAAAAUUUGUUAAACGUGGAGGUUUUUCAACAGAAUUGAAAAAUAAAGAUUUUGAACGCGAGUUGGAAGCCUUAAGGACAUCCAAGUAUUGUAAAGAAUAUAUAAUCCAAUUCUAUGGAUUGUCUCAAG